Messenger RNA from Mycena indigotica, 810 nucleotides. RefSeq names its product Proteasome subunit alpha type. Bases 19 to 810 code for a protein of 263 amino acids. The transcript has 7 exons. The record is from RefSeq and is a predicted model, not a curated record. Gene Ontology annotation, biological process: ubiquitin-dependent protein catabolic process. Lineage: Eukaryota; Fungi; Basidiomycota; Agaricomycetes; Agaricales; Mycenaceae. Gene Ontology annotation, cellular component: nucleus; proteasome core complex, alpha-subunit complex; proteasome core complex.
CCUCAGUCUUACGCGUUCAUGUCGCGCACAUCCUACGACAGGUAUCUGACAGUAUUCUCUCCUGAAGGUCGACUGUAUCAAGUCGAGUAUGCCUUCAAAGCCAUCUCAGGCUCUGGUCACACUGCUGUCGCUGUUCGUGGUAAAGACACCGCCGUGGUCAUUACCCAACGAAAAGUGCCUGAUAAACUGCUGGACGCGUCGACCGUUACACAUCUCUUCAGCAUUACGCCGACGAUUGGUUGUGUUAUGACAGGACUUAUUGCGGAUGCAAGGGCCCAAGUAACUCGCGCUCGGUCAGAGGCAGCCGAGUUCCGCUACAAAUAUGGCUACGAAAUCACACCCGACACUCUUGCCCGUCGUAUGGCAAACAUCAACCAAGUUUACACACAAAGGGCAGCUAUGCGACCUUUGGGUAUAUCAAUGAUCCUCGUUGGAAUCGACCCUGAAUUUGGACCCCAGUGCUUCAAGCUCGACCCUGCUGGUUUCUUUGUUGGGUUUCAUGCAACAUCGGCUGGUCAGAAGCAGCAAGAGGCAAUGAACCAUCUUGAAAAGAAGUGGAAGAAGCUUGAUUCUGGACGAGGAGCAGACGAUGCUAUCAAAGCAGGGAAAACGCUCGAUCGUGCUGCAGUCAUCGAGAUGGCAAUAGAGGCCAUGUCGACUGUCCAUGCAACUGACUACAAGCCUGGCGAAAUCGAAAUCGGGAUCGUUUCUGAGGGCGAAGACGAGGACCCAAAGACUCGUGGAAAGUGGCGCGUCAUGGAUGAAACAGAGAUAGAGCGGUAUUUGCUGGCGUACGCAGAGAAAGAUUAA